AUGGCCCUCGAUGCUGAAGCAUGUCCCGCUUGCCAAGACCUCGCGUUCAAGAGAAGCCGCGACGAGCACGGCGCGGAAAACCCCAAAGUGACGCUCGCGCUUUGCGAUGCUGGGCUGAGGUUGUUUGUGCCCAGCGUAAAUGGAGGGUGGCCUGACAUCUUCUGGGAAGCAGACGAUCCUAAUGCCUCAUUCUCGGAGGACGUAAUUCCGUCAUGCCUCAGCAUCCUGCCACACUCCGGCACCACCGCUGCCUUUGAGCGAGUCGCAGCCUGGCUUGCCUAUUGCUCCGCCCACCAUGCAAUGUGUCGAACACCGGGUGACGGAAACUUCAUACCUAAGCGACUGCUAGAUGUUGGCUCAGCUGGGGAAGUGGGCAAAGGAGCACCAGACUUCGUUCGCCUCGUCGAACUCGGAACGGCACAACCACGCAAGAGCACGGUACCGUAUGCGGCAUUGAGUUAUUGCUGGGGCGGGGACCUGACAGGCAUCGUCACGACAACAAAGCUGACCGUGGGGGCACAUUAUCGCGGCAUCCCGCUGGACGCCUUGCCCAAGUCCAUCGCGGAUGCCGUCUUAGUCUGCCGAGGCGUCGGUAUCCCUUACCUCUGGGUAGAUGCCCUCUGCAUCGUGCAAGACGACGAGGACGACUGGCGACGCGAGUCGUCCCAGAUGGACGCCGUCUACAUCAAUUCGCAUGUAACCAUCGCGGCGCACCGGGCCACCUCGUGCGGGGAUGGCUUCCUGGGUGAACAGGUCUACGGGCAGCCCGAUUGGCAGCGGACAUUCACCACCACGCUCUGGCCUAGGGGCACCAGAAAUAGCCAAAAGCCGGGCCAAACGAAGAUGCUUUUGCGGCAGAACAACUCUCCGAGGAGCUGGGCGGCCAGGGCGGCUGACGACCAGCGCUCCUCGGCACUAAUGCGCCGCGGCUGGGUGCUCCAGGAGAGUCUGCUCCCGCAACGUAUCAUCCACUACACGGAAAAGGAGAUGGCCUGGGAGUGUGUCGGUAGCUGCACUUGUGAGUGCGGGCACGUCGAACGCGACCAAGAGAAUACCACGCUUCUCAAGACGCAUAUCCUGCAGGGCGGCUCAGUUUGGCAGGAAGAGUUCCCAGAAGCCGUCUGGUUACGACUUGUCGAGGAGUAUACAAGGCGCAGCCUCUCCCGGACAUCUGACAAGCUAGUCGCCGUUUCCGGACUCGCAAAAUGCCUCUUUGCGGGCGGUGCAGAGACUUCACGGAGGCCCGCGGAAAGCCCGAACCCGGGCGAGGUCGCCCUCCGUACCGCGCCCCCACCUGGAGCUGGGCUUCGAUCGAUAGCCCUGUCACAUAUGAUCUACUGA
Messenger RNA from Lasiosphaeria miniovina, 1341 nucleotides. Its product is annotated as heterokaryon incompatibility protein-domain-containing protein. The record is from RefSeq and is a predicted model, not a curated record. Lineage: Eukaryota; Fungi; Ascomycota; Sordariomycetes; Sordariales; Lasiosphaeriaceae. The transcript is spliced from 4 exons. Bases 1 to 1341 code for a protein of 446 amino acids.